Molecule: messenger RNA, 2321 nt
Organism: Dermochelys coriacea (leatherback sea turtle)
Lineage: Eukaryota; Metazoa; Chordata; Testudines; Dermochelyidae
Gene: TRAPPC12
Product: trafficking protein particle complex subunit 12
Exons: 11
Coding region: 139-2145 (668 amino acids)
Cellular component (GO): TRAPP complex; Golgi apparatus
Source: RefSeq, a predicted model, not a curated record
GCUGCCUGCGGAUCUUCAGCCCUGUUUGCGGUACCUAGCAGGGCCUUUCAAACCCCCUCGCUCUACCCACCCUAUUAAAUGGGAGGUAGCGGGUACUGACUGGCCAGACCAAAGGUUUAGCCUGGUGAAUUAGCACAGAUGCCCAUGAAGACUCAGAAACUCAGAAUUCCGUGGCAAAGCUUCACAAUGGAAAAUAAUCAAUGUAACGAUGAGGAUGCUAAGAAGAGUGUUUCAGAUGAGGAGGCAAGUGGAAAUGUAGUUCAGCAGAGGGCUCAGGAAGAACUUCUCUUUCAUGAGGAAACCAUUGAUCUUGGUGGAGAUGAAUCUGAGUCUGAAGGGAAUGAGACCAUCUCAGAGGAUUCCAAUAACUUCAUAGAUAAACUUAAUGAACACAUGAUGGAGAGUGUCAUUAUUUCUGAUUCUCCAAACAAUAGUGAAGAUGACACUGGUGAACUUGGUUGCCUGCAAGAGAUUGUGGAACAAAUGGAAGUCGAGGACAUUUGUACACCAGAAGAAGAAGUGAAUAAGGAAGAAGCCCUAGGUAAUGACAGUGAAACUGAAUAUGAAGAAACCCCUAAAGAUAUUUCUGAUAUUGGAACAGAUGAUCAGGCAUCUUUAAAGGAAGAGUUGAUUCAAGAAGCAGUGAAAGAUGAACCAAAAGUGGGAAAUGAAGCUCUCGGUGACUCAGCACCAAGUAAUAUUGAUGAAAGUAAAUCCGAGGAGCCAGUAUCAUCACCCCUUGCCAGAAAAUCCUCUCCUGAAGCUGAGCCUAUCCCUGUAUGCACUAUUUUUAGUCAAGCAAACAAUGUUAAUACUCAGCCACAGUUGUUCAUACAUGAUGGCUUUGAGCCUCAAAUGGUGAAGUCUCCUAGUUUUAGUAGUGUACAUGAGGUUCCGGUGAAGUCUCAUCCACAGGUGGUUCAACCAAGUCCUAGCUUAAGCACAUUUUUUGGUGACCCUGUUAACACUAAUAAUCUAGCUGCUGAGUUUUUUGAUUCAUUUACUACAUCUACUUUUAUUUCUGUCAGUAACCCUAAUGCGGGUUCUUCAGUCCCAGAACAAAUGUCAUCUGUCAAUACAGUUGGAGACAAUUCCAAUGACUCUGCUGACCCUACUUACUCUGUAGGAAAUGAGAGAUCUGAAGCAGGUGGUCCCCCUGCAUCUUUAGAAAUGACACAAUCUCCUAAACCAUUUUCACAGAUCCAAGCUGUUUUUGCUGGAAGUGAUGACCCAUUUGCCACAGCCUUGAAUAUGAGUGAAUUAGAUAGAAGAAAUGAUGCCUGGCUUCCCAGCGAGGAAACUAGAAAGGUUUUAAUUUCAGUAGCCACUCAGCAAUAUAGUACUCUCUUUAUAGACAAAGAGAAUCUCACCAUGCCUGGAUUAAAGUUUGACAACAUCCAGGGAGAUGCAGUAAAAGACUUAAUGAUCCGUUUCCUGGGUGAGCAAGCAGCAGUGAAGAGACAAGUUUUAAAUGCCAAUUCCGUAGAACAGUCUUUUGUAGGCUUGAAACAACUAAUUAACAGCAAAAACUGGAGAGCAGCAGUUGACCUGUGUGGACGACUUCUGACUGCCCAUGGUCAAGGCUAUGGCAAAAAUGGGCUACCUACUAAUCAUACAACAGAUUCUUUGCAGCUAUGGUUUGUGAGACUAGCACUGCUGGUGAAGUUGAAUCUUUUCCAAAAUGCAGAAGCGGAAUUUGAGCCAUUUGGAAACCUGGAUCAACCUGAUCUGUACUAUGAAUAUUAUCUUCAUGUAUACCCAGGACGCAAAGGUUCCAUGGUUCCCUUUUCCAUGCGGAUUUUACAUGCUGAACUUGAACAGUACCUAGGAAAUCCUCAGGAGUCACUUGAUAGACUGCACAGCAUGAAAACAAUCUGCACAAAGAUAUUAGAAAAUUUGGAGCAAGGCUUAGCAGAAGAUGGAAGUAUGACUAACAUUACACAAGAGAACAGACAAGCCUCUGUUGAGCUGUGGAGGUCACGUCUGGGCCGGGUGAUGUACUCCAUGGCAAACUGUCUGCUAAUGAUGAAGGACUAUGUGCUUGCUUGUAGAUGGCAUCACACCAGUCAUCUAAAUAUUACCCAGAACAGGAACCCUCAGCUGUUGAGUGGAAUUGGAAGGAUUUUCUUCAGAUUGGAGAUAUAAAAACCGCAGAAAAAUAUUUUCAAGAUGUUGAGAAAAUGAGUCAGAAAUGGGAUGGACUACAACACCAAAUUAUGGUUUUAAUGAACAGAGCAUUUCUCCAUCUUGGUCAAAAUAACUUUGCAGAAGCUCACAGAGCCUUCACAGAAAUUUUAACGAUUGACCCUGCAAAUGCUGUG